CGCCCGGAGCGAGCCAACCACUGCACCAGUCCAUCAUCACUCGCUCCGUCCGUCCUGCCUGGCGAGGUGAGGCCGCGGCGGCUGCUUGCUUUUGUUGCCUUGCUCCCGCUCCAAUUUAUGGCGAUUUAAUGCCACCAGCGAGGAGUUGGGCGCCCAGCAGUGGCUGCAUCAAUGGCGUCGUCGCCCGCAUCCAAAUCUCACUGCUAGCACUAGCCUCUUCCUAGCUUCCUCUGGCUCAUUUCUCUUCUUCGUCCCCUUCCUCUCGUUCUUCUCCACAUUUCUUCUUCAUCUUGGUUUCUUGGAGCACCACCCAAGAAAUGCUAUUUUUCUUUUCUCCUUUCCAGUCGUGACAUCUCUGCUCCGCCAUUAUUUCUUCCCUCUUGCUGCAGCUUCUGGCUCACUGCCAGAUAGCUAGUCAGACACGAAACCGGACUGUUUGAAUUCAAAGCCAAGAUUUUUCUCGCAAAGGUUUAAUCUUUUGUAGAUUUUUCGCUUCUUUCUUUCAUGUUUUUUUGGUAGUUUGGGGGCAAAUCUUUGAGUUGAGAGCUCGAGGAGGUCGGAGGCAUGGUGGCGGAGCCGCUCGUGCACAAGGUGCUCUCCAUGGCGACGUCGUCGUCGUCGUCCAAGAAGGUGAGGCCGGCAGCUAGUGCCAAGGGCGGCGAGGCGGCGGAGGACGGCAGGGUGGGCAUCCUGUCGUUCGAGGUGGCCAACGCCAUGUCGCGCGCCGCUAACCUCUACCGCUCGCUCUCUGACGCCGAGGCGGCGCGCCUGCUCGGCCCGAUCUGCCUUGGCUCCCAAGCCGUGCGCGCGCUCGUCCCCGGUGACGACGCGCGGCUCCUGGCCCUCGCGCUCGCCGAGAAGCUCGACGCGCUCAACCGCGUCGCCGCCGUCGCGUCGCGCCUCGGGCGGCGGUGCACGCUCCCGGCGCUCUUGGGGUUCGACCACGUCUACGCCGACCUCCUCGCCGGCCGCUCCGGCACCGCCGCGGCUGCCUUCGCCGUCGCCUCCCCGUCCGACGCGGCCGCGCUCGUCCGCAAGCUCGACCGCCUCGCGGCCGCCACCGCCGCGCUCUACGCGGAGCUCGAGGUGCUGACCGAGCUCGAGCAAACGGCGCGGAAGCUCCCCACCGACGAGGCCCGCCGCGCGCUGGAGCAGCGCACGCGGUGGCGCCGCCACGACGUGCGCCGGCUCAGGGACUCGUCGCUCUGGAACUGGGGCUACGACAAGGCCGUGCUCCUGCUCGCGCGCGCCGUCUGCGCCAUCUACGACCGCAUCCGCCUUGUGUUCGGCGAUCCGAUGCUCGGGCUCGACUUGCUGGCCACUACCCGGGAGUCACGGCAAUGUGACCAAAGCCGGCAGAUUUCCGGUCCAAUUACAGCGAAUUCAGGUCCUGUCCGAGCCAAUCUCGGUGAUGCCAAGUCAGGGCCAAUUGCCAUAGUCGAUGUUGAUAUGCCACGCUCAGUGAAUUUUCGGUCGAAUUGCGGAGCAAGCCCAGGGAAGAUGUUCAUGGAGUGUUUGAGCUUGAGUAGCUCGGUGUCGUGGAAGGAUGGGUUUGAGGAUGAGUUCCUGGAAAAUGCCAGCUGCAUCAGCAAGAUCAAGUCAGGGAUGCUGGUACCGUUGAGUGGCGAGCAGGGGGUGUCCUCAACGACAGCCAAGAGCGGCAAGAUUGGCACAAGGGUGCGGUUUGGUCCGAAGAGCACGGUGACAUCACUUGCGGCGCCAUCCACAGUUGGCGGGUCGGCCCUUGCAGCGCAUUAUGCAAACAUCAUCAUCAUCAUCGAGAAGUUGCUCCGGUACCCACAUCUUGUUGGCGAGGAGGCACGGGACGAUCUGUACCGGAUGUUGCCCUCGAGUUUGAAGGCGGCAUUGAGGAAGAAUCUGAGGACAUAUGUUAAGAACAUGGCGAUCUAUGAUGCGUUCCUCGCGCACGAUUGGAGGGAGACGCUUGAGAAGACAUUGGCAUGGCUUGCGCCGAUGGCCCACAAUAUGAUCCGGUGGCAGGCUGAGAGGAACUUUGAGCAGCAGCAGAUUGUGUUGAAGGGGAAUGUGUUGCUGUUGCAGACAUUGUAUUUCGCCGAUCGGGAGAAGACUGAGGCGGUGAUCUGCGAAUUGCUUGUCGGGCUGAAUUACAUCUGCCGGUACGAGCAGCAGCACAACGCGCUACUUGACUGCUCGAGUAGUCUAGACUUUGAUGAUUGUGUGGAGUGGCAGCUUCAGUAGAGCCCAAGGUCAGGUUUCUACUCUGUUCCAUAGUGUACAAGUGAUAUGAAACAACAAAGGGUACUUGUUUUUGUUUGGGUUUCUUCAUUUUUCCCCUUCCGUUUUGUUCCUGUGCAUUUUGCACAUGAGACCAUCGAUCAAUUCAUAGAUGAAAUAUAGAGCUUUGUCUAC
Messenger RNA from Phragmites australis (common reed), 2391 nucleotides. RefSeq lists its product as uncharacterized. NCBI's taxonomy places the organism in Eukaryota, Viridiplantae, Streptophyta, Magnoliopsida, Poales, Poaceae. The transcript has a single exon. The record is from RefSeq and is a predicted model, not a curated record. Gene Ontology annotation, biological process: positive regulation of growth. The coding region runs from base 565 to 2220 and encodes 551 amino acids.